Molecule: messenger RNA, 3081 nt
Organism: Carassius carassius (crucian carp)
Lineage: Eukaryota; Metazoa; Chordata; Actinopteri; Cypriniformes; Cyprinidae
Product: CLOCK-interacting pacemaker-like
Exons: 5
Coding region: 273-1853 (526 amino acids)
Biological process (GO): negative regulation of DNA-templated transcription; negative regulation of circadian rhythm
Cellular component (GO): nucleus
Source: RefSeq, a predicted model, not a curated record
CCUUACUGCAGGUGGAGUUGUCAGUCUGCAAUUUUGAAGUAGGGGCUGGAGACGACCAGAAAAAUUGCAGGCGAAAUAAAUGUGGCUCGGUCACGCUGGGUGGUCAUCAUCGUUGUUAGCGAGAUGACGGGAGGUACAGAUUGCCCCUGGACAGGUAGUUAGGAGUGUGUCCUACCCUGGACGAAGAAGAGCCGAAUACUCGGGACCAGGAUCAGUGUUGUACACUACUAAGGUGCCGAGAUCCCCUGACGGUGUAUUAUUUUCGGAGACACAUGAAAUACGGGCUCGGGAUGCCCAAGGAACCGAGAGGAGAGGCCCAAGGGUGUGUAGGAGAGAGGGAACGCACCUCCCGUCCAGCCAGUAAAAAUGCUAAAGACAAAAGCAACAGCGCCGCCCUUUUGGCCUCUAGAGCCAGAGCACACACCGAACAGAAAGCAAACGGACGUGAUUCGCGCUGCUCUGAGAAAGACUCUGGUUACUCGGACACUGGAUCAGACUCCUUACAGACUUAUGCAGAUGACCAGCAGAGCAGUGUGAAUGUGCCUCAUGUCCGCAAGGGUUUCGGUGGGGCAGAUAAAGGCCCCCCACAGGGAAGACACAUGGUGUCCGAGACGCCGGAACUAACCCCGAUAUUCAUCAUUAAGAAUGUGGUGUUGAAGCAGCCUGGGCAGUCUGGUCAGGACCACAUCUUUCCUUCAGCUCUGUCAUGGGAUGGAGGUACUACAAGCAGUCAGGCUCCCACCCACGUUCUCUUGCUACAACAGCCUGGCGUCAAUCAAAGUGCCCCACUGCACAUCCUCAAACCCCAGCCACAGAGAUCCGAAAGCAAGGGUGUAAAGAAGAGCAAAAACACUUACCUCCCCAUCCUAAACUCCUACCCUCGAAUUGCACCUCACCCAAGUAAGAAAACCCCAGAGAAACCAACGGCUAGUAGAGGAAGUAACACAGAGGAGCACAGUUUGAGUAAGAGAGUAUGCACAGAGGAGAAGAGAGAUGAGGUGUCAACAACAACGCAAGCAGCCAAUCAGCAUCUGCACAAACAGCCAGAGAACAACUUGCUGUUACACUCUCAAUCCCUCUCACGGUUGCUGUCUGCUGGCCAAGAGACACUUUCUGGCUCUCAUCAGCACCAGAGCCCUUGCCGCCCAUCUAGUCCCUCUGCCUCCCUCAACGUGAGCUCUCCGUCAAUCUCAAGCACUCAGACUCUUUCCCCACCCUCUUCCAAUGACCUCAGAAAAGGGCCCCAUAAGGAUUGCCCAGAAUCGAAUAGUGACUCUGGCAAAGAGUCGAACAACCUCAAAGGGACAGCACGGCACCGUCGCUUCCUCAACACAGUGGAGAUUCUGAGCCAGUUGGGACUACUGGACAUCACCUUAAGGACACAGGAUCUGCUGCGGCAAAAUGCCGCAACGGAACGAGACAUAGCCCAGCUCCGUCAACAUGCCCAUCUGCUUUUCCAGACCGCCCAAGCAGGUGCUGAUGCUCCAGCUGCCUUGGAGAAGCUCCAACAGGUCAUGGCUGAGUCUGGGCACUAUCCCAGCCUCAAGUACCUACCCAUAGACAGCAGCAAUGGAGGGUCUCAAUCAAAGGUGGAAGUUGAGGCAGCCACCAGCACCAAACCUGAUACUCCUGUGGUAUAUGGAUAUAGACUUAAUGGGACUGAAGAGGUGGCACCCCCAUCUCCUCUUCUAGCUCCAAUGCCAGAUGCAGAAUGGCAGUCAACAGGUCAACAUGAUUGUAUCAGUGAUAGCACCACCACUUCUGAGCAAAUCAGAGCCCAUAGAGGAACCAUGAGUCCACCAGAUGAUCCCAUAAUGCCUCCAGACAGCUCUACACAUGGAAACCUGCUUUAGACUGCACCCUGAAACCUGCUGAGCACUGGGAGUUUACAGCAGAGACACAGCAAGGGAGACUUCAAGAUGCUUUCCCGAACAUCUCAAACAUGAUUUCAGAGAUGUUAUCAUUGCCCCAGGAUUCAGUCGUCUCCAUGGGAACUCAGGGCUAUGAUCAAGGACAGCGUCUUGACUGCGCUGCAUGCCAUCUUCCUGUCUGUCACAUUUCUACUCCUCUACAUCAGAAAUCACCUAAAGUGUCUGAUGAGAGCUACAAAGAAAUUGAAUGCAUGUGCUACAGACUGCCACUCAUUAGUUUUGUCAUUGAUAAAUGUUAUCUGCAACAGGUAUCCUGCCCUAUGAUUAAAUCAAGGUUUUCAAUGGCUGUUUGCAAAUGUUUUUGAUACCAACACUUCAUGAAUAGUCAAAUACAGAGUAAACAAAAAGGACAGCUUAUUUCCUACUUUAUGACUAGUUGAAUAAUUUCCAAUUGCUGACACAGUUUGUAGCAUGUAGCGUUUCUGAAGAACAUGACUGGGAAUGUUAUUCUGCAACAAUGUGGUAAUAAUUAGUGAUGAGAUCCCCUCUGUGAGGCCUUGUCACUUAAACAAAAUAAAGAUGGUGCAUGAAGGUCCUGAAAAGUCCACACAUGCAAAGACACUAAGAAAUGUGUGAGAGUUAUUCUCACAGUGAUCUUGGUAAAGUCCACGGAGCUUUAGUUCUUCUAUGCAGUUCUGCGCACUUCAUUAAUCUCAUUGCAUUGAUCUGCUUGCUAUACUGUACGUCUUCAUCUUUGACGGUGGACCAAGACACCCAGUACUCAAGCAUUUUGAAUUGGGUUCGCUCUGAUAUGAAAGGUCAAAUCUGAGUGUUGUCUAUGUAUUUGUGAUUUUGUUUUGUGUUAAUAGUGUUUUGUGCCAGCCUUAAUGUAUUCUUUAACAUCUUUACUCUUCUUUCCCAAUUCUGUACUACUGCACCAAGCUUUUUGGCACAUAUUUGACACUACUCUUGACAUGGCACUAAUGUAUUAUUUGUUGUUUCUUUGAUAUAUUUUCUUUUUUUAAACUUACUAUUUCUGUGGAACAGAAGUUGUGUGUGAACGCAGUCACUAAUUUGCGUCUAAAAAAGCCGUCAGGCCCAUGUAGAGAUUUUGCAGAAUUCACAAAAUUGUGGGUGUCAUCACUGCUGCAUAUUCGUUUAUAAAAUAUUUCGGCUAAUUUGAUUAGGUUUUCAGAGUUUAGUACUUUAU